This is a messenger RNA of Phragmites australis (common reed), 3286 nucleotides long. RefSeq names its product G-type lectin S-receptor-like serine/threonine-protein kinase At1g34300. Gene Ontology annotation, biological process: protein phosphorylation; recognition of pollen. The record is from RefSeq and is a predicted model, not a curated record. NCBI's taxonomy places the organism in Eukaryota, Viridiplantae, Streptophyta, Magnoliopsida, Poales, Poaceae. The transcript has a single exon. Gene Ontology annotation, molecular function: protein serine/threonine kinase activity; ATP binding. The coding region runs from base 312 to 2873 and encodes 853 amino acids.
ACUGUCACUAUCGCUCUAAACGCUUGGACAUUUCCAAUCGCUUGCUCCUCCGGUCCUCCCUACCUCUCCCCUGUUCGACCAGCCUGGCCAGCCCAAUACCCUCCUCCUCUGGUCCGGAAUCUCCUCCUCUCCCUCGAGCCAAGACCAGAUUCACAGCCUCGAUUGCCAAAUAUCUCAGCAAUUGCACAGGAGAAGUGAAGACGCCAUGGGAGAGGGAGGUGAGUUAUGCUGCCUUGAUUAGCUUCUUCUCCACCGCUCUCUGCAAUCGAUAACCAAGAAAGUGGAGGAACCAGCCCGGAAUCGCUGAAAAGAUGCGGUCUUUGCGGCAAAAGCGCGGAGAUUUUGCCCUCCUCUGCUUCUUCUUCUUGCUCCUCCCGCUGCUGUCCCAUGGCGCCGACAUGCCUUUGGGAUCGACCCUUUCGCCGGGUAACUCGGCGUCGUGGUCUUCUCCCAACAACACCUUCUCGCUCUCCCUAACGGCGUCCCCAACCUCCCCGUCCCUCUUCGUCGCCGCCAUCACCUACGCCGGCGGCGUCCCCGUCUGGUCCGCCGGUGCAGGCACGACCGUUGACUCUGGGGGCUCGCUCCGCCUAUCGUCCAUCGGCGACCUCCAGCUCGUCAACGGAUCCGGCGCCGUCCUCUGGUCGUCCAACACUGGCGGCCAGGGCGUCACGGCGGCGGCCCUCCAGGAGAGCGGCAACCUCGUGCUCAAGAGCUCGACGACCACCCUGUGGCAGUCGUUCGACCACCCUACGGACACGGUGGUCAUGUCGCAGAACUUCACCUCCGGGAUGAACCUGACCUCCGGCCCCUAUGUCUUCGCCGUCGACAAGAACACCGGCAACCUCACGCUCAAGUGGACCAUCGGCACCACCGUGACGUACUUCAACAAGGGCUACAACACGUCGUUCACGGCGAACAAGACGCUGAGCUCCCCGACGCUGACGAUGCAGACCAACGGCAUCGUGUCGCUGACCGACGGCACGCUGAGCUCCCCUGUGGUCGUGGCGUACAGUAGCAACUACGGCGAGAGCGGCGACAUGAUGCGGUUCGUGCGGCUGGACUCGGACGGCAACUUCCGCGCCUACACCGCGUCGCGCGGCAGCAACGCGGCAACGGAGCAGUGGUCGGCGGUAGCGGACCAGUGCCAGGUGUUCGGCUACUGCGGCAACAUGGGCGUGUGCAGCUACAACGGCACGUCGCCGGUGUGCGGGUGCCCGUCGGAGAACUUCCAGCUCAACGACCCCUCCGACCCCCUCAAAGGCUGCAAGCGCAAGGUCGACCUCCAGAACUGCCCCGGUAACUCUACCAUGCUCCAGCUCGACAACACGCAGUUCCUCACCUACCCGCCGGAGAUCACCACCGAGCAGUUCUUCGUCGGCAUCACGGCCUGCCGCCUCAAUUGCCUCUCCGGCAGCUCCUGCGUGGCGUCCACCGCGCUCUCCGACGGCUCGGGCCUCUGCUUCCUCAAGGUCUCCAACUUCGUCAGCGCUUACCAAUCGGCGGCGCUGCCGAGCACGUCCUUCGUCAAGGUCUGCUUCCCCGGGAUACCCAACCCGCCCCUCGGCUCCACGGUCGCGUCCUCGCGCGGCGGCUCCGGCGUCCGCAGUUGGAUCGUCGCCGUCGUCGUGCUGGGCGCGGUGGCCGGGCUGGUCCUGUGCGAGUGGGCGCUGUGGUGGUUCUUCUGCCGGCACAGCCCCAAGUACGGGCCGGCGUCGGCGCAGUACGCACUGCUGGAGUACGCGUCGGGUGCGCCGGUGCAGUUCUCGUACCGCGAGAUGCAGCGGUCGACCAAGGGGUUCAAAGAGAAGCUGGGCGUCGGUGGGUUCGGCACCGUGUACCGCGGCGUGCUGGCGAACCGGACGGUGGUGGCGGUGAAGCAGCUGGAGGGGAUCGAGCAGGGGGAGAAGCAGUUCCGGAUGGAGGUGGCCACCAUCAGCAGCACGCACCACCUCAAUCUCGUCCGCCUCAUCGGCUUCUGCUCCGAGGGCCGCCACCGCCUGCUCGUCUACGAGUUCAUGAAGAACGGAUCGCUCGACGCCUUCCUAUUCGGGGACGCACCGGGGGGCAAGAUGCUGUGGCCCGCGCGCUUCGCCGUCGCCGUCGGCACCGCGCGUGGCAUCACCUACCUGCACGAGGAGUGCCGCGAUUGCAUCGUGCACUGCGAUAUCAAGCCCGAGAACAUCCUCCUCGACGAGCACUACAACGCCAAGGUCUCCGACUUCGGGCUCGCCAAGCUCGUCAACCCCAAGGACCACCGGCACCGCACGCUCUCUAGCGUACGCGGCACCAGGGGCUACCUGGCGCCGGAAUGGCUCGCCAACCUGCCCAUCACGGCCAAGUCCGACGUCUACAGCUACGGCAUGGUCCUGCUGGAGAUCGUCAGCGGCCACCGGAACUUUGACAUCUCGGAGGAGACCGGCCGGAAGAAGUUCUCCAUCUGGGCCUACGAGGAGUACGAGAAGGGCAAUGUUGCCGGCAUCAUUGACAAGAAGCUCCCCAGGGAAGACAUUGACAUGGUUCAGGUGGAGCGCGCGCUCCAGGUGAGCUUUUGGUGCAUCCAGGAGCAGCCGGCGCAGCGCCCUUCCAUGGGGAAAGUGGUACAGAUGCUGGAAGGUAUCAUGGACCUGGAGAGGCCGCCGCCACCAAAGUCGUCCGACAGUUUCUUGAGCGUGACCACGGGCAGUGGCAGUGGCAGUCGCAGUGGUGUCAGCACGAGCAUGGUCUCGACGAUUGCUUCAUCGGCACCGGUUGCGCCUACCACAUCGCCGAAUUUGGAGCAGGAAAUGGCAUUGAGCCGCUCGGCGUCGGCUAGGAACCGUGACCGAGUGGCGCGGUCGCUGCUGUCCCCGCAGCCGUACAUGACAAUGUAAAAUCAUCCAUGGAAGAUCCUCUCCUGAGGUGAAUAGCGCUGAAACAUGCAGAAUGCCAGCUCCUAUGCUCCAUUGAAAGGAAGAAAAUGGGCAGAUUAUGGAGCAGUUAGGGAAUUGAUAGGCUUGCUACAACAUCUCGUUGAUCUUGUUUCGGUCGUAACAAGGAGGCAUCCCCAGAGUACAACAAACGUGGUCUUAACUGCUAGUGAGAUUUUCCAUACUUUGUAGGUGCACGUAUGUCUGAUGAGCUUAAUACUGCAAUAUGUAACUGUAAGUAGCAAAAAGUAGAUCGAGCUCGAAAUUAUGCAUUGCAAUUUGUACAAAUAAUUGAAAUGAGGCAACAUAUUGUGGCAUAGACGGCAGUUUUGUUUCAAUAAAUUGAUUCUGGAUCAUGUCUGAACUCCAGAUUAGUA